This is a messenger RNA of Mesorhabditis belari, 585 nucleotides long. The record is from the annotation of a GenBank genome assembly. Lineage: Eukaryota; Metazoa; Nematoda; Chromadorea; Rhabditida; Rhabditidae.
AUGAAAAUCUGGACAUCGGAGCAUGUUUUUGAACAUCCUUGGAGUACAGUGGUGAAUGCGGCUUGGCGAAAGUAUCCGAACCCUAUGAAUGGAGCGGUGACGAACAUGGAUGUCAUCAGUCAACAAGUCGACGAAGGCGUUGUGAAGAGCGAACGAAUCAUUCAAUCACAAUUCAGCAUACCUUCUUGGGCAACUAAGUUGACGGGCUUCUCAGGCACCCAGUAUUCACACGAAUACUCAGUGAUCGAUCCAAGCAAGCAGACUAUGUCGCUCACCACAAGAAAUAUGAACGGUGUUUCUUUCCUGAAAGUCGAUGAGAGACUUACUUACGUGCCACACACAACUGAUCCAAAUAAAACCAUCUUGAAGCAAGAAGCUAUCAUUUCCGUCAAACUCCCAGCCUUUGCGGAUUAUUGUGAGAAGACCUUCUUGAGUGUUUACUCAUCCAAUGCAACAAAAGGGCGCUCCGGAAUCGAAUGGGUGAUUGGCCAAUUUCGCAAGGAGUACGAUGAACUGACGAACAAGGUUUCAUCCGAAGUUCACGAAAUGGGCGAGAAAAUGAUGGGAGCGUUUCACAAAGUCAAA